AGACUCUUGCGAUGCUGCCAGCAACAUUCAAGCUUUGUGCCGGAAUUUCCUACCGACACUUGCCCAACAUGACAGGUUUGAAAAGACAAGCAGCUGUAGCUAUUGUCCAGGAACUGAAGAAAGUUGCAUUUUCCAGGCCUGGCCCUACCCAGUGGAUCAACAACGUACACAGAAGGAGUUCUCUUCUAGGUUCAAGGCUGGAAGAGAACCCUUUCAGUGAUAUGGAGAUGUCCUACAUCAAGCAAGGAGAGGAGGCUAUCCAGAAGUCUCUGAAUAUUCUUGGAGAAAAAGAUGGCUGGAAAACGGAGGCAGUGAUGGGCAAUGGUGACAAAGUCUUGAGCAAAGUGUUGCCUGAUGUGGGGAAGGUUUUCCAGCUUGAGGUAGUGGUUGAUCAACCCCUGGAUUGUGUCUAUGAUGAGUUAGUGGAAAAGAUGGAGCAGAUGGGAGACUGGAAUCCGAAUAUUAAAGAAAUCAAGAUUCUCCAGAAGAUUGGCAAAGACACCGUGAUCACUCAUGAAACCUCAGCAGCAACUCCUGGCAACGUAAUUGGUCCACGAGACUUUGUCAGUGUCCGGUGUUCCAAACGGCGUGGCUCUACAUGCCUCUUAGCUGGCAUGUCAACCACCUAUGCCGCCAUGCCGGAACAAAAAGGAGUUAUCAGAGCGGAAAAUGGUCCCACAUGCAUGGUUCUUCGUCCAGUUCUAGGAAAUCCCUCACAAACCAAGUUAACUUGGCUUCUCAGCAUUGAUUUAAAGGGAUGGCUUCCAAAGACACUGAUCAACCAAGUUCUUUCUCAAACCCAAAUGGAUUUUGCUAACCACCUCCGGAAUCGUUUGACCAACUCUAUAUCUGCACAAGCCCUCAGAUGCUAAAAGAAAUGUUCCUUGCUGGCAAUUGUUCCUGGAUGAUGCUCUGACUCCAGCCACUCCAGCCAAUCAGACUGAAUACUGAAGACAAUCCCAGAGAAUUGAUGCUUACCACUCUCUCCUGCUAAGAGGCAGACUUCUUUCCUUUAGGUUGCAUCCUUAUGUUUAAGAGCCUCCCCUUAGAAAGAGCUGCACAAAGCUUGUGUUCAGGACUCUGGCAGAAUAAGGUAUCUGGCUUAGGUAUAGCAGGCACUGAAGGUGAUACCAAGUGAUAUCAAUGGUGGCAUCAACCAUGUAGUUUGCUGGGAUUCAAAAGGCUAGCAAUUGCUUGAUGGGCAACAUGUUGCAUCUUAUUUCUUAUCAACGUCUAAAUUCUGAAAUACAUAAGGCAAGAUAAACUAUAUUGAGAAGGCUGCUGGAGCCUACGUUAUAGGCUACAAUAGAAUACAACUAGAGUUCAAGACUAAGAGAGGAAAGAACCAGCAUCUUUGAUGAACAGAUUACUGUUUCACCUGGACAAUACUACACUGGCUCUCUAUACUUGGUUUAGUAUUCAGUGUGCUUAGAGUAGGUUAACCUACCUUGGCUACUUACUGAUAACGUGCCAGGUUUGACCUGUAACCUCUUCAUUUCAAAGCAACUGACAGGAACCAAGAGAUGAGAAGGAGCUUUGCAAAAGGAUUUGGAGAAUUAUGCCAAUAAGCGGUGCUAGGUGGACAGUUAGUCUGACCUGCAGAAAGGCUGCUCCAAAAUACUUUUACAGAAAGAAGUAUCAUAUCCAGAGUGAUAUCUUAGUUAAAAGAUGCUGCUGAUCACCUUCUCUUAGUCACUUGACUCAUCCCAAUUUGGCAGCAGAUGAUCAGCUGGGGUUGUAUCACUGCAGCUAUUUUUACAAUCCCCCCUAGGUGUUACAAAGUUAGCUGUUAUGUCCUUUCCCAUCAUUUACAACCUCCUUUUUCCAAGCCAGGAUGCCACUACCAAUGGAAGAUUCAGACGGAUGCUCCACCUGCCUUCUUUCCCCUUCUGUUUUUGACUACCAUGAUGUGGCUCCUAAAUCUUGGGAAAGGUUAAGGAUUAAUUCAAGGGUCACUAGUUCCCAUGAUAUACUUUGAACUCUGCAAUAUUGGCUUUAUUUAGAGCUAAGUUUAAAGUAACUCCAUUGGUUGAUCUGGUCAACUAAUGUUCUUUUGAUGCUUUUAUGGAACACUAAGCCUUCAUGGAUUCAAUUUAAGAGUGACAUGGGAAUGGAGACUAUGCAUAGUAUUAAAUUAUGGUCAAUGCCUAAUUGUUGUUGGAAAGUGGAUCUGUCUCAUCAUAUCCAUCUUCUGCCUGAUUUGUUUGCUGCCCUUUGAAGGCCCAAGAAACCAAUCACUUAUUGUUUUCCACCUGUUCCUAUUUUCUUCUUUGAAGAUAGAUAAACUGGGAAGUUCCAAAGAUUAGCAAUGAAGACAAUCCACCCAUUCUUGACAAGUAAAAUAGAUAAGUAUUUUUUAAUCUUGGCAACUUUAAGCUAUGUGGACUUCAACUCCUAGAAUUUGUCAGCCAGUAUGGAGUUUGAAAAACACUGGGAUAGAUACACAUUGUUGCUCACUCUUGAUGUCAGCUCUGCCUAGGUUUUUCAAACAUGCUACCCAAUUUUGUCUGAACUUUAGUCUAAAAGGAAGGGUGAAAAGUUACUUGUUUUUCCCCCAGAUCAACCAAAACUGGUAGAUAGUCCUUGUCUGAUAACAUCACUAAACACCAGAGCUGAUGGUAGCUUACGUUUUAAAAGCCACAUAACAAUUAUGCCCUCCAAAAGUUCACAAUAAAAAGCACACUCUGUUUCAAGGAUUUGCAACACUGCUGUUUACUUGCUAAGUAACUCUGCUUAUUCCACCCUUAUUAUAUAUUGCAGAAGCUUUGUCUCUGCUUGUAAUGAAUCUGAAAAAGUCUGUUCUGCACUAUUUUAAUAGCAAAGAGGAUUUUUUGGGGGGGGAAUGGCUGUUACUAGAAAACCAUAAUUGUGCUACCGUUUAUUACCAACAAUUCAAAAAUCUAAUUCAGCAUCUGUAGCAGAUAAAAUGAUAGCUUUAUUCUAAUUCCCUCCAUAUGUUGCCCUUUUCUCCACUCUACCAGUUUAUCACCAGUGGGGAAUCUGAACCCACAACAAACUUCUACAUCAGAGAUUGGUCUUUACUCAGCUUGUUGGAGGAAAGAAAAGGAUGAAUGCUAGUUAAAAUGUUAAAAACCCAUGUUUUAAGUGUUAAGGAGCAUCUACUAUGACUUCAUUUGGCUUUUAACUCCAGGAGUCACUAGCAAGGUUAAAUCAAACCAAGAAGUCUUUCCCACAGCCAUCUAUGAAAUCCAGCCUGUCAAUAUUUAUUUUCCCUCCCCCUUGUUUGCAAAGGCAUUUUAUUUAAUUAUUUAUUCUAGUUAAGAUUUGUGAAGUGUUUCCGAUUCAUAGUUUUCAUGACUUCAACCAAUCAACCAACCUAUCUUGAAAUGUAUGGAGAAUCCGGUGUACUAACACUAUAGUACAGGUAGUCCU
This is a messenger RNA of Notechis scutatus (mainland tiger snake), 3393 nucleotides long. RefSeq names its product steroidogenic acute regulatory protein (gene STAR). Gene Ontology annotation, molecular function: cholesterol binding; cholesterol transfer activity. Gene Ontology annotation, cellular component: mitochondrion. Lineage: Eukaryota; Metazoa; Chordata; Lepidosauria; Squamata; Elapidae. Gene Ontology annotation, biological process: steroid biosynthetic process; intracellular cholesterol transport; regulation of steroid biosynthetic process. The record is from RefSeq and is a predicted model, not a curated record.